Trichomycterus rosablanca is the source of this 7140-nucleotide messenger RNA. It is a transcript of the gene spg11, whose product is annotated as SPG11 vesicle trafficking associated, spatacsin. The record is from RefSeq and is a predicted model, not a curated record. Gene Ontology annotation, cellular component: synapse; cytoplasm; dendrite. Bases 20 to 6907 code for a protein of 2295 amino acids. The transcript is spliced from 40 exons. Lineage: Eukaryota; Metazoa; Chordata; Actinopteri; Siluriformes; Trichomycteridae. Gene Ontology annotation, biological process: axon extension; axo-dendritic transport; synaptic vesicle transport.
GCCUAAACUCCUGACUGUGAUGGCAAAUUGGAAUAUCAGACUUUAUGAGGCGGUUUCUGAAAGCCAGGUGACAUCAAUAUCAAAGUAUCCUGCAGAUACACUGCUGCAACUUGUCCAGGAAAAGGACCUUGAUGUGAGUAAGCUGGUCUGUGCAAAGCUGUUGUCGUUCAUCGAUGGCCGCAGUCACCUACUGCUGAACAACUGCGUCCUGGUGGAGCUUCUGUGGCUUAAUGACGCUGAUAAACCAGAGAUCAUCUCUUCUUGCCUUCUUAGCUUUCCUCCAGCAAUUCAGGAUACAUGCACUGCAUACCAGCUGUGCAGAGGCCUUCUGUUCACGCUCACUAGCACAGGAUUCAUGUAUGUCUUUGACAGCACAAAUGGAAAACACCUGGCUACAGUGGACCUUUCUGCUUACUACCUGUCAGGCCAGGCUGAGGCAGAACCAGUCCAGUCCCUGUCUUCCUUUCACUUGCUCCACAUCUCACCAGACCUUAGUACAGCUGUUGCUGCCACGAGCCAAAAACAAGCACUGGCACUUGAUCUCAAUGAUUAUUUCAGAACUCACCCAGAUCACUUGCUGUGUAAGGAGCUCCCCACCCUUCCUCCUAUCAUACCCUCAAAGACAUUUGACCAGGACAGCAUUGCUAGUGCAGCCUACAGCCAGUCUGUACUGGGCACCCAUUUCCAGACUGACCAGUCAUGGGAAACAAGACUGGCAUUGCUCUACAAGCAAGCCAAAGCUCCAGACCCUCCAGCUUUACUACUGCCGUGGUACAGAGACUUCCCUUGCCCUGAGUACCGUCAAGCUGCUGCCACUACCAAGCUUAAAAAACCCGCAUUACCACCAGGAGGCUGUGUGAUGUCUUUCACGGUGCCUGAUGAGACCACUCCGAAUAUUCUGAUCGUGUCUGAAUUUUCAGCAGUGCUUACCUUUACCUCAGCUGACAACAGCAACACAACCCUGGCGUACUGGGACCUUGAGAGUCAGAAUGUCACAUAUUAUUGCUUAGAUGUGCCUGCUGUUCCUAUUUGCCGGUCAGAGGAGGAACACCUUUCACUGAUACUGAAAGCUUCAGGUUUGUCUUUGGUGCUGUUCACCGUUUCUCAGGAAGAGCUGUUGAACAGAUUAAUGGUGUUUGGAAGUGCUGGCAUGGUGGACUCCUUAUGCCAUCUUAAUGACUGGGGGCGAUGUUCAAUGCCUAUUCAUGCUCUGCAGGCCGGACUGAAGAAUCGGCAGCUGGACAUGGUGGAUUUCUUUCUAAAGAGUAAGGAGAAUAUCCUCUCACCUCCCACAAGCUACAGCCUCCAUGAUCAGGCAGCUGCCCAAUCAACACAGAUGCAGUUAAACAAUGUCCAAGGUCUGUGUCCAGCACUGGAUCUACUUCAGUCUGCUAUCAGAGACACACACAUUGAGGCACAGAGUCGACAGUUCUGUGAACAGCUGCUCAGCAUGACGCUCAACUUUCUCAAUACGCAGAUCAGACUCAUCUCUACCAGUACACCAGAGCUGGAUACUAACUUGCAGGAGUGUGUAAAGAUUUUGGAUGGUUACAUCUCUACACUGCGCACCUAUUUGAAGAAGUACCCUUGCAGUGUGAGUGAGAGUCAGACUCCCGCCUUAGGCACUGAUGCACCAGAUAUGACCACUGAGGAUAAGUGGGAGUCUCUCUCUGUUGAGGAGGUGGUUCAACAUGCAGUCUUGAACAGGGAGCUUCCACGUGCUCAGGCCUAUUUACGCAGACGCAACUGUCCAGAGCAGAAGUUGGAGGAUCUUAGGAGAACAGGCCUGAAACUGGCCUUCACCUGUCUUACUAGACAAGACUUGCAACAGGCCACCACACUUCUGACUAAUAUGGGAUUUAAUGUGAAAGAACAGUUCCACAAUAUUUGUGUGUACACGGCUGAUCAGGAUCUUAGGGCAUUUAUGGUAGAAGAGUUGAAGAGGCAGAAACAUCUUUCUAUUGAGGAGCUGGAGAAAGUGGAGUUUAUUAAACAGAUUGAAAAUUUGUACUCUACUCCAGCAGUGAGAACCUCGAAGAUUUUUGACGAGACGAGGGCUCUUCAGAUAAGCCAGUCAGAAGCUGAGAGCAGAAACCUGAUCCAGGAGAUAUUAAAUGGACCCUCAUCUUGUUCCCUUCAGUCUAUGCUAAACUCAGUGCGUUUGGACUGGAUCAGACACUGGGACAAGGAUACACAGAAAUCUGUGCUGCUUUCCAGACUCUCUGACCACUUGUUGAGUUCCUGUGAGCCUGCUGUGCUGUGGUCCUACCUCACCUCACUUCAUAACCAGGUCCAAGUUACUGCAUGGCUAACACACUCAGCCUCUCAGGACUGUAGGAGCACUGUUGCCACCCAGUGGCCUGCACUGACUGCUUCUGUUGUGGAUGGAAACACCCAUUGUAGUGAUUAUAUGAAGGACCAAAUUUUGGACAUGCUUUCCAGGCAGGGAGUGUUUGUGCAGUCUGAAAUGUCUGAUUUUGAGCAGCUGCUGUGGAGGUUAGGCCAGGCUGGAGGAGUAAUGCAAGGUUCAAGUGGUCCUCCUGUCCCACAAUUUCCUGCUUUCAAUGGGCAGGACUUUCACACAUGCUUUAUACAGCAUUGUUUGGAGAACAGUCUACAGUACCUGCUAUAUGCCUACCUGGAACAUUACAGGCUGACACCUAGUAACUGCCCUGCAGUUGGAGACCUGGGUUUGUAUGAGAGUUACCCCUGGUUUGAGAUGAUGGUCAAACUGCAAAACAUUACAAGAGACCUUAAAGAACCCGAGAGAGUGUUUCAAGCGAGUCUGACAAGUGCUCAGGUCCUGGUACCAGGCAGUCAGGCAAGCGUUAGCAGCAUGCUACUGGAAGGCCACAGCCUUUUUGCCCUUGCCACCAUAAUGUUUGCACCAGGAGGUAUUGAUCAGGUGGUGAGAGAGGGCGAUAAAGGUCAGGAUGUCCUCAGUAGAGUGGACCCACAGCUACUGAGAAUGGCACUAAGUGCAUACCCCAAACUUAAAGCUGCUCUUUUCACUCAAAGUGGCCCGAAAAGCACUGCAGCUUGUGAUAUAUCAAUCUACCACUUAAUGCAGUCUUUACAUCCACUAGAUCCAUCCAAACUGUUUGGCUGGCAGUCUGCAAACACCUUAGGCACUUCUGAUCCAUCUUCAGAGCUUCCCCAUUUUUCCAGCCCCCACCUGGUCAAUAAGUAUGCUCUUAUAGAAAACCUGGAUUUUUUAUAUUACCUGCAACACGGCAGACCUUCCUUUGCCUAUGGAAUUUUCAUUAUUCAGCAUCUGGCCAAUUCCAGCAAUAUCAAGCUGCAAAUAAGUCAAGCUGUGGAACAGGCCUACUUUCUGGCACUUUCAAAUUUCAACACUCCAGCCAUAGCUGCAGCAUGUGUGUGUUUCUGUGAGUUGUUGGGUGUCAGCAGUCUAAAACUGAGGGUGGAUCUCAAAGCUCUCAAUCUCAUCCUCAAACUCUGGAGUCAGAACUGUGAGGACAGCAGCAUAUCAUCCCUCAGACAAACUCUUGUUGACAAGGUAAAUAAGCUUGUAACAGCUGAAAAGCAAACACUGGAGGAAUUGCUGCUGCAUCUAGAAGGUGCAGUGAGGGAUAGUGUGGAGAGCAGAGGCAUCAGCAGGUCUUCCUAUGAGGCAGGACAGGAGUGGGCCCUUCCUGUUCAGUUCUGCCACCUUCACGAUCUACCUCUGAGUGCCAGGUACCCACAAGACUGUGCCUCUGAUGGACAGUGGCUUAACUUUCUGCUGUUUGUGCAGCUCCACCACUAUCCUCCACAACAGGUGAAAUCUCUGGCAGCCAGCUUCAGCCCAUCUCUGCAGGCUCACUUAAUCCUGGCUUUCCAGGACCUUCAAAUAGUAAACCCCACGCAGGGCCGGGAAAGGCAGGGAGAAGUGCUUAGCUGUCUGCCAAAAGAAGAAAGCCCUGAAGGCCCCAAAGACUUGUUCCAGAUUCUGUUUUAUAGCCAAGAGCAUCCCAACCCCUGGCGGUAUCUGCUGACUGACGCUGUUACACUUCAUACUCCACUACUUACUGUGCUGGCAGCUUGUCACCAAGAUGCUGAGCUGCUGCAGUGUCUGUGUGUGUGGAUCUUGACAUCUGUUAAUAGUGAUAUCAUCCAGGAGGCCACCUCCCAUAUCAACGAGAGUCUGGGCCAUCACAUGUGGAACCUUCAUGAUCUGUCCAACUUAUGGAAAACCUUGCUUCAGAAGCACAAGAUCAGACCUUUGAUUCGUGGCUUCCAGCUUUUUCAAAGGGAAUCUCCACUGAUUCUCAUGCUGCAGUUGUAUGAGCUUUGCUACGAUUAUAAAAAUUACCAGGGCGCCAAAGACAAGCUGUUGGAGUUUCAGAAAUGUCUGCUCAAUCUGAGGACCAGUGGCAGUAUGGUGGGUUCAGAUUGUCUCCCAGUACAGUGGGUAGAAGCCCAGGCUUCUGUGCUGCUUCUUACUUUAAUGCAGCAAUGUGAGACGAAGUAUGAGCUGUGCAAACUGCUUCAACUAUUGGCUGACAUGGAGCGCCUGCUUAAGUCUAACGGUCCUGACUUUAAAAAGCUGAGCGAGUUAAGCCAGAUUUUAGCUGACACACCUGUGCCUUUGUCACCCUGCCUGCUGGAGAACUACACCACUGAGACCCUGCAGGCCGAGUGCCAGAAGAUGCUGGAAAUGCUUCAGAAGCUUGGUCUCUUUUCCCAGGCCAGGAGAGUGGUUGAACUGGCAGGGCUACCUAUCGACCAACUGAUUAUAAAUGAACUGUUGCAUGACCUGGAGGUGUUGAAGGCCAAGCGACAGUGGGAGAGGCAAGAGACUCGCCUUGCUUUCUGGAGAAGAUGCCAAGAGCAGUUCAAGGUUGACUGCAUUGGAGCAGAGGCAGGAUGCCAGUUCUUCUUGUCACAGACAGAGGAUCCUUCACAGAGAGGAACAGAGCUUCUUCAGGUACAGGAGCAGUGUCUCUUACUGGCUCUAGCUGCUCAGUGGCUGUGCCAGCGCAUUCCCCCUGUGUCUGUAGAACGUUUAGCUGAGCUGGAAAAGCGUCAGUGGGAACUGCGUGUACGUCGGCUGGUCCUCACCACCGCUCUAGAGCAGCAGAGUCUGUUUGCUCCAGUCGUAGGCCCCGAAAAUGCCUUCGACAGCCUCUUCAAAGAAUACUCUUUCUCCAAAAUAGCCAUUCUGGACAAUCCUACAUAUUUGAACAUUGAUGGGCUUCCAGCGACAGAGGAGGUCUGCUCUUUGGAACAAGAUGAGCGAAAGGCAUUGAAUACUCUCAUCGGCCAGCUGUUGGACGAGGGGAGUGUUCACGAAGCUAGCAGAGUGUGCCGAUAUUUUGGCCUGCUACACAGGGAUGUUUGUCUGGUGUUGCAGUGCCGGGGUUUGGCAUGUGGAGAAAUACAGCCAGGACUGCAGGAGCUUCUCAGUCCUGACCAGGAAAGCAGGGGCAGCCUGCCUAGCUAUUCCAGCAUUGGGAGUUUAUCCUCGUUUGUGGUGGUUUCCUCACCUGAAGAUCAGGUCCUUUCCCAACUUCAGAUGUUAGUCGACCAGUGCCGGCAUGGCAAGAGCUACUGCAAGCAGGUCCUCAGCCUCUACGAGCUUUCCAAGGAACUGCGCUGUUCUUACAAUGAGAUCUCGUCUGAAGAGCCAGGGGCAGUGCUACAAAAAGUUCUCCUUUCCCAGCAGCCUGAGCGCUUCAAGAAAGCACAGGCCCUUAUUAGUGUGCAUGGUUUGCAGCCUGAUUCUGUAGCACACCUCAUCUCCUCCUCUGUACUGGAUGGACUACUGGCUUCCUCACAGGACAGAGAAAUGGAGCGACAUAUUUACAGUCCAUCUGAAGGUAAAGAAGCUUUUCUGCAGCUAGCUAAACUGUGCGGUGACCCCAACUUGGUGGGCGUCAAGUUGCUUGACAGCAUCCCGACUGUCCCGCUAGCAGAACUGGGCUGCACUGUGGAGCUCUUGAUCCUGGCACAUGACUGUUUCAGUGUCACCUGUAACAUGGAGGGCAUUGUCAGGGUCUUGCAGGCAGCCAGACACCUCAGCCACACACACCUGGCUCAUGGGGAGGGAUACGGACUUCUGGUACGAUUACUGACAGGUAUUGGGAGAUAUAAUGAAAUGACGUACAUAUUUGAUCUACUUAACCAAAACCACCGUUUUGAGAUGCUGCUGAGGAAAAAAGUGGAGUCGAACACCAGAUUAAAGACCGCUCUGCUGGACUAUAUUAAGCGCUGUCUUCCGGGGGACAGUGAGAAACACAACAUGGUGGCCCUGUGUUUUAGCAUGCGCCGAGAGAUCGGAGAGAACCAUGAAGGAGCUGCUCGAACACAACUCAAACUCAUCGAGUCCCAACCCUGGGCGGUCACCCCAGAGCUCAAAAGUGGUUUAGAGAAAGCCCUAUUCUUGCUGAAAGAUGCCACAGAAAGCUACUCUAAGGACUCAUGUAUGCGUCAAGCAUUGCGCUGUGUCAAAAUGGCAAAACUCAUCACUUUGCAGCUUCACUUACUGAGUCACGGACAGGAUCUUCGUGUCAUCAAUCUCCGGCCAUCAGAGCUACUCAAUGCCAUAAUAGCUCUGCCACGCUGUUAUCAGGUAUUUGUAGUAGCUGAGGCGUAUGAUUACUGUCCUGAUUGGGCAGAGAUUCUGUAUCAGAAGGUAAUGCUGAAAGGAGACUUCUCGUACCUGGAAGAGUUUAAACUACACAGACCACUUCCAGCAAGUCUGUUCGAGGAAAUUUCCAAAAAACUGUUACUCAACAAGCCUCCAAGCAGUGCCAGUCAAAACCUAAAGAAGCUCCUUCAGUAUUGUGAAGACGUUUACACCCACUACAAACUAGCCUACGAGCACAAGUUUAUCGAUGUGGCCAACAUGCUUCUGCAGGAUAACAAAACCAAUGGUUAUCUUAAUGAUCGACUAAGCAGCUGACCUCCCUUAUUAACACACCUCUUCAAUAGAUUUUUCAGAAUCCAUUUCUUAACUGCAGUGCCACAUUGGAUACUUACACUAGUUACACUGAAUACAUUUUAUACACAUUCUUUAUCUGUAUUUACAUCCAUUUCUUUUUUAAUUAAUAAUAAUGAUACUAUAAUUGUAAUAAACAGAUGUAUCUAAAAAUUAAAAAUAUUAAUAUUAAAAAAAAAUUAAAUUUGCUUACUGGA